Molecule: messenger RNA, 1158 nt
Organism: Penicillium expansum
Lineage: Eukaryota; Fungi; Ascomycota; Eurotiomycetes; Eurotiales; Aspergillaceae
Product: serine hydrolase domain-containing protein
Exons: 1
Coding region: 1-1158 (385 amino acids)
Source: RefSeq, a predicted model, not a curated record
AUGGCUGCCACACAUGGUGUCUGUGAUCCCGCAUUCAAGCGGGUCCGUGAUCUUUUCGAACAAAGAUUGGCAUCGGGAGAAGAAGUGGGUGCCUCAAUCUGCGUCAACAUCGACGGAAAGAAUGUCCUCGAUAUCUGGGGCGGUCAUGCAGACGCCGCAAAGACACGCUCAUGGGAAGAAGACACCCUGGGCGUCGUAUUCUCAACCGCUAAGGUAGUCGUUGCCGUGGCCGCGAUGAUCCUCGUUGAUCGCGGCCUGCUCGACGUCGAAGAGAAAGUGUCAAAGUACUGGCCGGAGUUCGCAGCCAAUGGCAAAGAAGACACAAAGGUGUGGCACAUCCUCAGCCACACAUCUGGCGUGCCCCAUUGGGACACGCGGAUUCCAUUGGAGACCAUUUACGACACCAAAACUUCCACCGAUAUGCUUGCUGCCCAGGCUCCGUGGUAUAAGGCCGGGGAGGGAUCGGCCUACCAGGUAGUUUGCCAUGGACAUUUAGUCGGCGAGCUAGUGCGGCGCAUUAGCGGAAAGUCAUUGAAGCAGUUUAUUGCAGAUGAGAUCACAGACCCAUUGGGCGCGGACUUUGAUCUCGGUGUGGCCGAAAAGGACUGGCCGCGUACAGCGGAUAUCAUCACCUGUGCGCCGGCGCCUCUGCCACCGAUCGACCCGCAAAGUGUGGCGGGUAAAGCUCUGUCCAACCUUAUAAUGAACCCUGAGGAUUCCCAGACGCCUGGGUUCAGGGGCGCUGAGGUCGGCGCCUCGAAUGGUUUUUCAAAUGCGCGUGCGCUGACUAGGAUUGGUUCAAUUGUUUCUCUGAAAGGAACGGUCGAUGGGAAGCAGUAUCUUGGGUCUAAGACCAUCGACCAGAUGGUUCAGGAACGGAUGAGCGGUGUCGAUCAGAUCUUGUUCUUCCACGUCAGGUUCGGGCUGGGGGUUGCCCUGUCAGUGCCACAGGUCGUCACUUUUAUCCCCGAAGGAAACAUUUGCUUCUGGGGAGGCUGGGGUGGAUCUAUAGUGGUCAUGGAUCUGGAUCGCCGCAUGACUAUCUCUUAUACCAUGAACAAAAUGGGACUGGGGAUCUCGGGCAAUGACAACGCCAAGGCUUACAUUGAGGCAAUUUAUGAAGUCAUGGCAGAGAACAAGCCGUCUGCAUCUAACUGA